UUUAUUAUUUCACACGUUGCGUGGUUUAACCUAAACAGGAAUAAACUUUUUUCAAUGCUAAAGUAUUCUUCAAAAUUUAUUAAAAAUUAUACGCUUAACGAACUCUUAUUUAUUAAGUAUAAUUUAUAUAAUUUAAAAAGUGUUAAUAAAUUUGUCGCGGUUACAUGAUAACUUAUAAUGUCACUUUGAAAAUAUAACCCUUGUAAUUGGUUUAUAUACAUUAUUAUAUAAAUUAAUAUUAGAAAGAUUACUAAAAUGUUGUCAUUGAAUUUAACUUCAUUUAAUGCAUCAAUUAGAACGUUUCCGUAUUGGCGAUUAAGUUCGUUAUUGAGUACAAGUAUAAUUAAUCCUGAACACAAUAACUUAAGUAAGCAAGAAGAAAGUGUUAUUCAAAACGAUGACAAAUAUCCGAAGAAAGAAAAAGUAUUACAAAGAAACACAAUUCAACAAACAGAAGUAUCACGGAUAUCGCAAUCUUCAAACAAAUUACAAAAUAGAACUAAUUCUUUUAUAUCUUUAGAUGAAAAAAUAAUUAAAACUACAAAUACUAAAGAUUUGAUCGGUAUUAUGAACGAUCCAAAUAUAACAAUCGAUCAAGUUAAACAAAUUAUCAGUCAAAUUUCUAAUUUAAAACCUGACGUAGAAAAAGAAAAAUCAACUUCUGCAUCUGUAGAUACUAAAAAAGAUUUUGUAAAAAUGGAUACCAUUAGUAACAUUGGAUUUUUACCAUUGUCAACACCCAAAAUAAUUCAGAUACUCAAAACGUUAUCGUACACAAAUGACAGAAAUGUACCUCUGUUAAAAACAUUGACCUAUAAUAUCGCUAUGUACAGCAAGAAAUUAAAUACAAGAAUGUGCGGAGAUAUUUUGUACAGUUUGGCUGUUUUAAAUUAUCCAGAAGAGGUGUUAUUGGAGAAAAUAAUGUCUAUUUUACGCGAAGAAUUACUCGCGAAUGAAAACGGACCCGUUAUGGGUUCAAUAGCAAUGUCCUUAAAAUUACUUAAGUAUAAAAAUUAUAACGUAUUAGAUACCAUUGUCUUAUGGGCCAAUAAUAAUCUAGAAAAGUUAAGGUUUCAAGAUUUGACCUCGAUUAUGGGAUGUUUAGCUAUGUUUGGUUAUAUUCCUAAACAUAUGGAUAAUCUUCAGGAUUAUAUAAAUUCAUUAACCCCUGAAAUUACAUCAAACAAUCAGUUGUGGCUAGAUUUUGUAUGGUCUUUGACACUUUUGAACAGAGCGUCUAAGGAACAAAUUUCAUCUGUAUUAUAUCAUAAAUUCAUUGAAAGAAUUAUAAAUACACGUAAUAUUAAGAGUAAAAUAAAUGCGCUCAAGAUAUUGAACAUCAAUGCAGCUGUGCGUACUAUUGUGAAGGAUUAUGAUGGUCCAUAUAAUAAAAACAGGGAUUUAUUUUCAAUAGUCGUUGAAUACAAAAAACAAAAAUUAGAACUCAUUGAAGCUUUGAGUGAGACAUUACAUCAAAUACAUCCUCUUUGUUUCAAAACAAAUAUUAAUACACACAUGGGUUUUAACAUAGAUGUAGAAAGCUGCGUGGAUUCAGAUAAUAGAUUAGUAAAAUAUGUCGAUAGCAGUCCAAAGAAUAUGAGGUUAGUGUUAAUGGUACAUGACUAUCAUGAUUAUUCUCGAGGAAAGGAAGAAAUAUUAGGAAUGCCUAAAUACUAUAAUGAUCUAUUAAUCGCUCAAGGUUAUAGGGUAUUAAAUGUUUCUUACCAAAACUUCAGUGCAAAUGAUAUACUUGCUAAACGUGUAAAAUAUUUACAAGAUAAGAUUAGUUCGAUAUAAACGUUUUCGAUGUAAUUGAAUUAAGUGUAACUAAAAAGAUUAAUGAAAAUAAAUUAAAUUGCUUAUUUA
Molecule: messenger RNA, 1866 nt
Organism: Polistes canadensis
Lineage: Eukaryota; Metazoa; Arthropoda; Insecta; Hymenoptera; Vespidae
Product: protein TBRG4
Exons: 9
Coding region: 256-1797 (513 amino acids)
Biological process (GO): regulation of mitochondrial mRNA stability
Source: RefSeq, a predicted model, not a curated record